GUUCAGGAUCCAAGCCAGAAUGGAGCAUGUGUUUAGUUGUCAUUUAUGUGUAGUGUACUUUCAUCUGAAACAGUUCCUCAUCUUCCUUUGUCUUUCUUGGCCUGGAAAUUUUUGAAAACUACAGGGAAGUCCAUCAGCUUGAUAAUGGAGGAGAACAAUGACUUUGGGGAGAACCCCCAGCAAGGCCAAGGGCAGCAGAGUGGCAUGAAGUGUGGGUGGCUGAGGAAGCAAGGAGGCUUUGUCAAGACUUGGCAUACCCGCUGGUUCGUUCUCAAGGGAGAUCAGCUCUAUUAUUUCAAAGAUGAAGAAGAAACCAAGCCCUUGGGUACCAUUUUUCUGCCUGGAAAUAAAGUCCUGGAACAUCCCUGCAAUGAAGACAGCCCAGGGAAAUUCUUUUUUGAAGUAGUUCCAGCUGUUCUGGGCUACUAUCAAGCUCUGGUUCUUCUACUGGACCUCCUUGUUUUAUUUUCUAUCAUCUUACCUUCAUUUGUUGUUGUGGACUUCAGUGAAAAAAAAAAAAGAAAACAAGCAAACAAUAACAGAAACAAAAAUUUUUAAAAAAUCCUUCUUCUAUGUAUAGUGAUAUGAGACUAAGUUUGUAGAUAUGUUCUGAACUGAAUGGAAAAGAAAAUUGCAUUCAAUUCCUUUGUUUCUGACCAACAAAGGUCAAGAUUCAAACAUAUAAAACUUCAGUUUAAAAAAAAUAACCUUUCUUUGAAAACAUGAAAAAGAUUAAGAUAUGAAUGUGUGAAUUAUUUUUAAAUAUCGUAAAAAAUUUAGAGAUGUAAAUGGCAGAACCCAAUCAAGUCACUUCUUUAAAAACGGUACAUGAACCCCAGGAGAGUCAUCAAAUCUCUGUCACAUUCAACCCUCUCCCUGCCUUCAAAAUUCAAUGGCAAGACUUCUCAAAUAUUUUUUUUUUUUUUUUUUAAAGGAGAAGACAGGACAAGGAAAGGAAAUGGAGUGUUUUUACUCUUAGCCAUAUAAUGGUGUUUGUCCCUUUUAUAGAAAUCAUAGAAACACAGGGUUUGGACUGAAGUCCUUAAAGUCUAGCAACUCCUUACACCCACACUUUGUUGAUAGCAGAAACUCUAAACUUAUAAGUAGAAGUUUGACACACUUCUUGUUGAAGUUUUAGUCGCUUUUUCUUUAAGUUUUGAAAUAUUUAAUGAUUUGACUUCCGUAGCUGAUUCUAUCCAGAAUAUUUCAGCUUGUUGUCAUUUUAGUUCAUUAGAAAUAUAUAGGUAAGCAACAAUUACUGAUCGUUGUUGUUGUUGUUAGCUGCUUUCAAGUCACCCCUGACUCAUGGUGACCCCAUGUGUAACAGUACUGAACUGCUCCAUAGGUUUUUUUUGGCUGUAAUCUUUACGGAAGCACAUCAGCAGGCCUUCCUUCUGUGGAGCUGCUGGGUGGGUUCGAACUGCCAACCUUGAGGUUAGCAGCUGAUGGCAAACUGCUUGCACCACUUGGGCUCCUUGAGCAACAAUUAUUGAUCAGUCAUAUCCAGAUUACUGUAGUCUUCGUUGUUUUGGACAGUCAGGAUCUGAAAUAAGGCUAUUUAUUUUCUACGAGUGUGACUUUUAGGGACUGUCCAGAUUUUGUUAUUUUUGCAUUUUAAAUUUGACUACACAAUUGACACCUAUUCCAAAAAUAGGAAAGAAGUAUUUAGUUAAUAUAGAAUGGUGGAAAAAAUCAACGAAGAACAUAAAAUUAAAAAUAAUAAUAAAAACACUAAAGAAAAUUUAAAAAAUAACUUGUGGUAUUUCCCUGCUUAAGGGUACUCAAUUUCCUAUAUCUACAUAUUACAGUAAACUUGCCUUCACCCCUUUCACGUCUUUCCUGGAUACUCUCUGGAUCAAUGUAAGUGCAUUAACCACUUAAUGUUUACUUAAUUACAUUGAUUCACCAUCAGAGAGUGAUUGUCAAUUCCUUGGGAAAAGGGCUGUCCACUGGUUAUGGUGAGGUAUGCUGCAUAAGACUUGUGACUCAUAAUAAAGUACUGAAUCAAAGUGAUGAAAUCUACUCAUAGUUUACUUUUCCUAUAAUUUAGAGCAAAUUCCAGGUUAUCACUAUACUAUUACUCCUGAGUAGCUGAAGGGAAAAAAAAAAAAGCUUAUUAGAAUUAGAAUUGAGUCUGUAUUUAUACAGCUUCUAAGACAAUUUUCUCUAUAUUUACCCUUCUAUUAAUUUUUAAAGGAGAGCCCUGGUGUUGCAAUGGUCGAGCACUCGGCUGCUAACUGAAAGGUUGGCAGUUCUAACCCACCCAGAGGCUC
Molecule: messenger RNA, 2273 nt
Organism: Trichechus manatus latirostris (Florida manatee)
Lineage: Eukaryota; Metazoa; Chordata; Mammalia; Sirenia; Trichechidae
Product: rho GTPase-activating protein 24-like
Exons: 4
Coding region: 46-558 (170 amino acids)
Source: RefSeq, a predicted model, not a curated record